Olea europaea var. sylvestris is the source of this 1262-nucleotide messenger RNA. RefSeq names its product caffeoylshikimate esterase-like. Lineage: Eukaryota; Viridiplantae; Streptophyta; Magnoliopsida; Lamiales; Oleaceae. Gene Ontology annotation, cellular component: membrane. Gene Ontology annotation, molecular function: lipase activity. The coding region runs from base 95 to 1111 and encodes 338 amino acids. The transcript has 2 exons. The record is from RefSeq and is a predicted model, not a curated record.
AAUAACUGAUCCAACCAACGGCUCCAUAUCCCACCUUGUCCCUUCUCUUAUUUAUUACCCUACCCACGCCAACCCACCCCUCCAAACCGCAACAAUGGAGCACAAGCACCCUGUAGCAGAAGCCAACGAGACGAGCCCAUUUGGCUCACUGAGUCCCGAACUAUUCUACACUCGCCACUCAGUGAGCCACGCCUCUGAAUACAUCACCAGCAAGCAGGGCCUCAAGCUCUUCACACAAUGGUGGACCCCAAACCAAACCCCCAUCAAGGGUAUUGUAUGCGUGGUCCAUGGUUACACGGGAGAUUCCAGCUGGUUCGUUCAAUUGACUUCCGUUCAUCUCGCGAAGCACGGAUUUGCUGUUUGCGCUAUAGACCAUCUUGGUCAUGGCUAUUCCGAGGGACUAAUUGCCCAUAUGCCCGAUAUCAAUCUUGUGGUAGAUGAAUGUAUUCUAUUUUUCAAUAAAUUUCGUGCGCGUUAUGCCCCAAAUUUGCCGGCGUUUAUGUAUGCAGAGUCGUUGGGUGGGGCAAUUGCUUUGCUGAUCACGCUCCGCCGUGAUGGGGAUGUGCCGGUGAGGCCAUUUGAUGGCAUCGUAUUGAAUGGGGCUAUGUGUGGUAUAAGCGAUAAGUUCAAGCCUCCAUGGCCGCUUGAGCAUUUCCUAUCCAUAGCGGCUGCUUUGGUACCCACUUGGUGCGUGGUUCCCACCCGCGGCUCCAUACCUCUGGUGUCCUUCAAGGUGGAAUGGAAGCGCAAGUUGGCUCUAGCGAGCCCGAGGAGGCCCUUACGAAGGCCACGAGCGGCAACAGCACAAGAGUUACUGAGGGUGUGCAGAGAAGUGCAAGGAAAAUUCAAUGAGGUGGAUGUGCCAUUUUUGAUUGUGCACGGAGGCGAUGAUGUUGUCUGUGACCCAGCUUGUGUAGCAGAGCUGUAUGAACGCGCUGCAAGUAAGGAUAAAACCCUCAGAAUUUAUCCCGGAAUGUGGCACCAGCUUGUUGGAGAGCCCGAUGAAGAUGUGGAACUUGUGUUCGGAGAGGUUGUUAAGUGGCUCGUGACUAGGACAGAUCAGGCCGCUGUUGGCUCGGUGGUCAAGAGUCGAGAUGCUGAUGCUACAUAGAUUAAGUCAAUGGUUUUUGUAUAUAAUGAUUUACAAUUAUCUUGAUGAUUUGUAUAAUGUAGAAUGUGAUACAUUUCUAAACUGAUAUGUAGCAUUUAUGGGAAUUUUUGUAAAUUGGGCUUUUUUAUGAUUGAUUGCAUUCAUUCCUAAC